Molecule: messenger RNA, 948 nt
Organism: Fusarium sp. VM40
Lineage: Eukaryota; Fungi; Ascomycota; Sordariomycetes; Hypocreales; Nectriaceae
Source: the annotation of a GenBank genome assembly
AUGGAAACGAAGAAGGUCAAUGAGUUCGCCACUGCCGCCAGAGAUAUGAUCUUCUCGGGUGGCGCCGUGGUCAUCAAGGAGAAGGAAGAUGACGAUGACGGUGCCAUUGACGACGGAGACGCAGACGAGGAAAUGGUUCAUUCCAAAAGAAACUUUUCUCAGCUGAGGAUUCAAAAGAGAAACUCGGAAGCUGGCCUUCUGAAAAAGGUCAUUCCCUUCCACUGGGCUCCUAUGCUCUCACCCCUGACCGAGAAUGAUAUCGACACGUGUGUGACGCUUGAAAAUGUCGCACUUUCAGAAGCCAGGUAUAGAUCACCGCGCGACAAGAUCGAGUAUCGCAUUCGGAAGUCUGGACUUUGCUAUGGCCUGUUCAACACCGUGAGGCCGAGCGAUGUGAAGAAGAUAACCCUCACAACUAUGGAGCACAGUCGACCCGUUGAGUCAGGACGCUGCGACGACGCCAAACAUGUCAUGUUUGCGCACGUCCUCGCUACUUUGGGAACCCAGCUAGUUGUCACUGAUGCUGACAUGGCUAUGCCCGAGGAUUGGCGGGAUGUAAAAGCCUGCAAAGCUUCUCCUCUAGGUCAUCAGUCUGAAGGGAGAACGAUUUGCCUUCAUUCGUUCAUUGUGUGCCCGGAAGUCCAAGGAGUUGGCAUUGGCAAAACAGUGAUGAAAUCCUAUCUCGAAAUGAUGAAUAACUCUGGCAUAGCCGAUCGAGUUGCCAUAAUCUGUCAACCGUACGCUAUUCAGUUCUACAAGUGUUUCGGAUUCAAAGACCUUGGCCUAAGCACAGAAGCUCUUGCAGGCCAGGGCUGGCACGCUAUGGUACUCGAAUUAAAAGGUCCUAGUAAAAAGACUAAAGAGGAGCCCACGCGAAAGAGCAAGCAGGAUGCUAAGCAAGAUGCUAAGCAAGAUGCUACACAAACAAAGACCAAGAAAUCGCCAUGA